AUGAGCAAUCCACAGAGACCGCUUGGCGUGGGCACGCCGGCUGCUGCGACGCCGCCCCCGCCAACGCAGUACUCGGCCGCGGACCUCAAUCGCAUCGUGCUCGAAUAUCUAAACAAAAAGGGCUACUCCAAGACCGAGCAAAUGCUUCGGAUAGAAAGCGCCACAAGAACACCGGCUGCUUCUGUUCCUGGAUCUCCUACGCCGUCAGGCGGUCAUCAAGACGCGUCUCGAUCUGCCACUAACGGAACGGUCAGCAAUACCGACACAUUACUGAAGAGUAGUACUGAUGAUCCAAAUCUGUUCAUCCGAGCCUACAAAUCUUUACGCGACUGGAUCGAGACCUCCUUGGAUAUCUUCCAGCCUGAACUUCGGAAACUCCUGUUCCCGAUCUUUGUCCAUACAUUCUUCUACCUAAUCCAGAAGCCCGAUUCAAAGUCGCCCGCAACCAGCCUUGCCCGCAGAUUUUUCGACACCUAUUCUUCAGAUCAUUCGGUGCUUCAUGGUUAUGAUUUGCAACUCCUCUCUGGUCUGACUCUUCCUGAUCAUCUGCAAGAGAAUGAGACGGCAAAGUUGUACCGUCAACACAAGUACAGGCUGAACAUGUCGCGGACAACAUUCGAUCUUCUUCUUCAUUUCUUGGAUGAAACCGAAAACAACGGUGGUCCGAUCAUCAUAAGGCUGAUCAAUCAGUAUAUCGAAACCAACGUUACCCCUUCGCGACCUGACAAGUACAAUGAUUUCAGUCACUCUUUGGGACCCGAUGAGGGUAUUCCGGGGCACACAACUGGUCAAGAAAAUAGACUCAACUCGCAGCCGGUGCGACUUGGUCGGCUGCCGUUAGAUGAGCGCAUGGCCAAAGAAGUGGAACUGAGGUUGAAAGAUGAGGACGACACCGCGCAGAACAACAACGGCAUCGCUGGGAUUGGUACGACAAAGACCUUGCUACAAGAAUUCCACGAGAUGAAUCAGACUGAGGACUCGCCUGUUCGUGAAGUAUUACCGCUGCCUCAGUACAAAGGAGUAGACGUUGAACACGAAAUUGCUGCGGUCAAAGAUGCUAGAAGCAGAUUGAAAAUUGGUCCGACGGAGGCGUCACUUCCGAGUGUGUGCAUGUAUACAUUUCACAAUACUUAUGACGGACUCAACUGUCUAGAGUUUUCAAACGACUCGAGUCUUGUCGCUGGUGGUUUCUCGGACAGCUAUUUGAAGAUCUGGAGUUUGAAGGGGGAAAAGCUGCAGAGUGUGGUCAAGGGAUCCCAGCCGCUGACGAGUCAGAGACUUGUCGGUCAUGCCGGUCCUGUCUAUGGCGCCUCAUUUAGCCCAGAUGGAAAGUAUUUGCUGUCGUGCUCGGAGGACAAGUCGGCGCGGUUGUGGUCUAUGGAUACCUACACUGCGCUUGUCUCGUAUAAGGGGCAUAGUCAUCCUGUUUGGGAUGUAGCUUUCAGUCCUGUUGGACAUUACUUUGCUACUGCUUCGCAUGAUCAGACGGCGAGACUUUGGUCCUGUGAUCAUAUAUACCCGCUGCGAAUCUUUGCCGGACACAUCAGUGACGUUGAUUGCGUCACUUUCCAUCCAAAUUCCACGUAUGUGCUCACGGGAUCGAGCGACAAAACCUGCCGGAUGUGGGAUGUUGCCAAGGGAACUCCGGUUCGCAUUAUGAUAUCUCACACGGCUCCGGUAUCUGCUAUUACGAUGUCACCCGAUGGCCGAACACUCGCGUCAGCUGCGGAUGACGGAGUUAUUAUGCUCUGGGACUUGGGUUCAGGGAAGGCGAUCAAGGCGAUGCGAGGACAUGAGAAAGGGUCGUCGAUAUAUUCUCUCUCGUUCUCCCGCGAGGGUUCGGUAUUGGUGAGCGCGGGUUCCGAUUGCUCAGUACGAGUAUGGGAUGUUAAAGGUGGCAGCACAACACCGAGCAGUACAUCCUCGACGGUUGCUACUCUUGCGGAUAGUGGGAAGGUGUUGGCGGAUGGGAAGGCAGGGGACGCGACGGCAGCGGGACCUGCCGGAGGAGUAGCAGGCUCGGCUACGGGCGGCGCAGCAGGUGGAAGUACAGCUGGUGGUCAAUCAGGAGAUGCGGCGGCAAAUGCAGCAAAGGCGGGUGCAUCUGCUCGGCAGACAUUUGCGACUUCAGACCAUAUGGCUACGUUCAUGACUAAACGGACUCCAGUGUACAAGGUGCAGUUUACUGGGCGCAAUUUGUGUCUUGCGGGUGGUGCGUUUAUGGGCACGUCGUAG
Molecule: messenger RNA, 2235 nt
Organism: Myxozyma melibiosi
Lineage: Eukaryota; Fungi; Ascomycota; Lipomycetes; Lipomycetales; Lipomycetaceae
Product: WD40-repeat-containing domain protein
Exons: 2
Coding region: 1-2235 (744 amino acids)
Biological process (GO): transcription initiation at RNA polymerase II promoter
Cellular component (GO): transcription factor TFIID complex
Molecular function (GO): RNA polymerase II general transcription initiation factor activity; protein binding
Source: RefSeq, a predicted model, not a curated record